Messenger RNA from Oldenlandia corymbosa var. corymbosa, 1405 nucleotides. The record is from the annotation of a GenBank genome assembly. Lineage: Eukaryota; Viridiplantae; Streptophyta; Magnoliopsida; Gentianales; Rubiaceae.
AGAAUUUCCCCUUUUAAUGAAGAUUCUGUCAAAAUGCGGAAGUAUGGUCGAAUUCGAUCAUCAACUUCGCGGGAGAUCAAUAUUCCUGCAGAAUUGAUAUGGGAAAUCUUGAUAUGGAUUCCGGUGAAAGACCUGAUGAGGUUCAAGUGUGUUUCAAGGGUAUGGUUUUCAAUUAUUAAUGAUCCAGCCUUCGCCAAAACUCACCGCCGUGGCUUUCAAGGGCUCCUCCUCCUUUCUGAGGUUGAUCUGAAUUACCCUGUAACCAAACACCACCUUCACUAUGUGAGCCUGGACGGCCAACCCAAUGAACUUUGUAAUCAACUCACCGUGAAUCAUCGCAAAAACGAUACAAUGAUGCGCCGCACUGAGGUUGUGAAUGGCCUGAUGUGUUACUACAGUUUUAAUCAGGCCUUCCUCUAUAACAUUGCCACUCGUGAAAGAUUGCGACUUCCUCGGAUCCCCUGCAUUGAUGAACGCGGACACUAUCGCUACUAUUUUGGUUUUGAUCCCGUCAAUAAAUUGUACAAGUUGUUGAGGAUUGGGUAUCAAUGUAACUGGAGAUGUAAGAUCCUCACCAUUGGCAAAGACAAAUCAUGGAGGACUAUUUAUAGAUGGAGGAGAUCUAAAAAUAACCCUCUUAUGGAAGUAACAGGACGUGGCAUAUGUUUCAAUGGAGUUUUAUAUUGGAUGGUUUCAACUAAUGGCCAACAUGAUCAGAAUCUCAUUGCCUUUGAUCUUGCUCAAGAAAAGUUUCAAGUCAUACCAACUCCUCCUGGAGAACCAAGGCAGUUCUUUCUGCCAAAUUUUGGGUCUAGCCUGACUCUUGUAUCUAAAAGAUGGGUUGACGCGCGUCAUGGACUCGUAACAUUCAUUUCACACGGUUGUAAUGAUGGAAUUUGUAGAGAUUUGGGAUGGAUAUGGACUGAUGAGUUAGAACUCGGAUAUCCCAAGUUGAAGGCUAAUUUUUGUUUGAGUAAGUUGCAGGGUUUUACUCCCAAUGGGGAGGCACUGAUUAUUGAUGGUGAACCUCAAAAAGGGUACUUGUUUGAUCUAACCAAGAGAGAGUCUGAGAUGAUCGAGCUUCAUAUACCUCCUGUAUCUUGCUUGACCGAAGUUUACUUGUUAUGCCAACCCCCUAGUCUCACUAUGUCAUAUUUCGAGGAGAAUAUGAUCUCGUUGAAGUCUUUAAUCUCCAGUAUCUAAAUUGUUCUUGGGAUUUCCUUUGGCUCAGUUCUUAGGUUAAGAAAAUAAAGAUUUUACACAACCGAUAUCUUAUCGUCGUAGUUUUUUUUUUUUUAAUUUUUAUCUUUCCUAUGUUUGAAGUUAAUGUUGUUAUACCUGAGGGAUUUUCAUUGUUGCUAGUGAUUUGUGUGCCAUUUGGUUGUUAGUUUCGGAUGCAUAAGGC